GAUCAUUGAGAUGUCACUUUCCAUUUUUGAAUUUCACUGAUUUUUUUUUUCGUGAUCAUGGUGAACUUUAUAGGUGUGAACGAGCACUGAUGUCAUCUGUAAAUGUGCGAAACUGCGUUCAGUUUUACCAAAUUGCUGAUGAGAUCGGAGCUGAAACCCUGAAAAACCACUGCUCAGAACUAAUAUCAACUCAUUGGAGCGACUUCACCAGUGAUGAUUUUGCCCAUAUGAAUGCUCCAUUGUUAUACCAGAUGUUCAAGGCUAAAACAGAUUAUCCUCUUCAUAUGGCAGUCAGAACUGAGAGAGAGGAUGUUGUAUUUCUCUAUCUAAUCGAAUAUGAUUCUCAGUUACCUGGAAAACUGAAUGAAAUUGACUUGCAAGGUGAUUUGCCGUUAGAUCUUGCUCUAAAGACCCAACAGGAGAGUAUCAGCAAAACACUUGUUAGUCAUCGAGCUAGCGUGAAUGCCACUGAUAGCCAUGGAGAGACUUUACUUCACAAAGCAGUAAAAAGAGGGGAUGAAUUUGCAGCAAACUUUCUGAUAGAACAUAAAGCAUCGGUUAACAGUACGACUCCAAUAGAAAAGGAAACUCCUCUUCAUCUAGUGUCGAGCUUUGGUUUGGAGGAUGCCAACAAGGAUAUUGUAGAAGGAAUGACAAGAGUAGCUGAAAAAUUAGUGAAAAAUGGAGCCAACCCUAACCUUCAGGACAGUAAUGGAAACACUGCUUUACAUAGAGCAGUAGCAGCUAAAAACACCCCAGUAUUUUCGUUAUUACUGGCAUCUGAAAAUUUAGACCUGGAGCUAAGAAACGUAAAUGGAGAAACUGUUCUCUGGUAUGCUCUUCAGUUUGGAAGCUAUGACGAUGACAGCUUUGCUGCUCGUUUGGUGAAGCGAGGAGCCUGCGUUGAUGCUAUCAAUCCGUCUAAUGGUGAUAGUUUACUCCAUCUGGCAGCAAGAGCUAGAAAUGAACCAGCGGGAGUAUUUCUGGCAACUCAUGGUGCAAUACCUAACUUGACCAACAAUAAAGGAGAAAGUCCCCUCCAUGUAGCCUGUGAGAAUGGGUUAUCACACUUAUCUACUGUGUUGCUGCAGCAAGGAGCUAACCCUAAUCUCCAGACAACCGAUCGUAAUUCUGUCGAAGUGUUUACUGCUGAAAAUGAUGAAAACUUUGCUUUUCAACAAACUCCUUUGCACUUAGCAAUAAGGAAUGGUCAUGAGGAAACUAUCAAUGCAAUUAUAGAACACAAAGUCUAUACACACCAUUCCACUGAUUCAUCAAUCAUAGUCCCUAACUUCAAUCUUAAAAACUCUCGUGACCAGUCUCCACUGAGCUUAGCCCUUGACUUGGGGCUUCACGGAAUUUCCCACAAGCUUUUAAGUUGUGGUGCUAAUAUCAAUGUCACCAACUCUGAAGGACUAAGUCUCUUGCAUCAGGCAAUACAAGACCAGGAUGUUAAGAGUGCAUUAUUCCUGUUGGAGAACGGAGCGGAUAUUUCUCUUUUGACCAAAGACAAUGAUACACCUCUGCAGCUGGCCAUAAAGCGCCACCUUCCUGCUGUAGUUGAAGCCCUCUGUUUACGAGGAGCUGACAUGAAUGUAUUAGAUGAAAACAAAAACUACCCUCUGUGGGUCGCAUUAGAAAGUGGGCAAGAAGACAUAUCAUCAAUCUUGGUCAAACAUGGAUGCGAUUGUGACUGUUGGGGUGAAGGCCCUGGAGGAUGUUACCAAACACUUUUACAUCGUUCACUUGAUGAAAACAACGAGUCUGUAGCAUGUUUUUUAAUCAGAAGUGGAUGUGACCUGAAUACUGCCAGGAGACCUAGUCCUGAUGGUAAAGGAGAUGAAGAAGCAUAUGAUGGGCAGACUCCUCUUCACUUAUCAUGUGCAUGGGGAUUAGAGAGGGUUGUUCAAACACUCAUGGAACACGGGUGUAACUUAAACACACAGGAUACUGAAGGGAGAACUCCUAUCCACGUGGCUAUAGCCAACCAGAACACAGUGAUCAUCUCUCUUCUGUUGGCUCACCCCGAGCUUGAUCUGACACUGCGCGACAGGCAAGGUUUGACACCUUUUGCAGCUGCUAUGAUGCUCAAGAAUAAUAAAGCUGCAGAAUCAAUCUUGGCAAGGGAACCAAAAGCUGCAGAACAGCACGACAACAAAGGAAGAAAUUUUCUCCACCUCGCCAUCCAGAAGUCAGACAUCGAAAGUGUUUUGUUCCUGUUGAGUGUCAAUGUCAACAUUCAUUCUAGGGUACAGGAUUCUUCCCAACUGACUCCACUUCAUGUUGCAGUAGAAACUGGAGCAGAAAUGAUUGUCAGGAACUUGCUAUUAGCAGGAGCCAGUAUUAAUGACACGACACCUCAGAAACAAACAGCACUCCACAUUGCUGCUGCUUUGGAUCAUAGUGCCAUUUGUUCCGUUCUUUUGGAGAACUCUAUUGACUUUGAUGCUGUAGACAUCAAUCUUAAUAACGCUCUUCACCUGGCAUGCCAGAAAGGAAACUUAGCAACCUGCAGAGUUCUGCUCACUGAAUCUCGAAUCAAUGCUGAAGCUCAUAACCUCAGAGGCCAGACUCCUGUUCACGUAUUAGCUCAGUAUGGAAGAGAAAAUGCUGCCGCUAUUUUUGAAUUGUUCAUGGAAAGUAUGCCAGAAUAUCCAAUUAAUAAUCCAGAUGCAGAAGGAAAUACACCUCUGUUAUUAGCAUACAUGAAUGGCAACGGGAAUUUGUCUCGAGCAAUUGUACGAGCAGGAGCGUGCCUGGGAACUUGUAAUAAGCAGGGAGUGAAUAUCUUCAACUUCCAAGUUGCUACAAAACAACUGCUCUUCAGAUUAUUAGAUUUUCUACCAAGAGAACCACCGUGGGCCGAAGGUGAAUAUUGUUUGGAGUGUGGAACCAAGUUUAACAUAAAGACUCGCAAACACCACUGCCGACACUGUGGUCGUAUUCUUUGCUCUCGGUGUUCUGAAAGAGACAUGCCAAUCUUGAAAUUCAACUUGAACAAAGCAGUACGUGUCUGUGAGAUGUGCUUCGAUGUUCUGACGCUAGGAUCAUCCAUGUAAAAAAAAAAUGUGAAUACACCUUUGUAUAGCUUCAACCAUUUUGCCGACUAUCGCAUGAACAAAGAUGAUGGCCUUCAUGAUGGCUUAAUUUGAUAUACAAAAUCCAUCUUCGCUAUCGAAUAAAAUCUGUUUUUGAUCACUUCGGUGUUCGUAUGUAAAGUAUGUUUGUAUGUUUUGAAGCAGAUAUAUUCUCACUGUUGUUUUUGUGCAAACUAAAGAAAAAGUAUUGUAUAAAAUAAAUAAUUGUUAAAUAAUAUGAUGAACUUAUGAAACAUUUUUUAAGUUUUUUCCCCCUUAAUAGUAGUAAUUAUAAAGUGUAUCUGACAGUCUGGACUACAAGUACUAUUUUUCAGACUUUUUUUUUUUCAUGGAAUACUUGUGAAUCUAUAUAAACGUAAAGCUUGAUAUAUAUGUUAUAAAUUGUUGUAUUUAAUUCUGUACGUAUAUUGUACGGCAUACUUUUUGAAAUUGUCUUUGUUCCUCUGUUUUACUUUUUUUGUACUUACGGCCUCACUAGGUCAGUGAAAUUGUUUUAUGAUAACUAUUGUUUGUGAAUUCUAAAUUCUUUAAAAAAAAAGAACUGUGAAAUUCACGUUUCCAAUAAAAAAUAUAUUUCUUUAAAAGUACACGUUUUCUACCGAGUAUUUCAGAAUUUUAGUAAGCUUUAUCUCAUAUUUAACAGUAAAAUAGUUAUUUUAAGCUAUGACGCUGUUAGCUUUUCCAUC
Limulus polyphemus (Atlantic horseshoe crab) is the source of this 3784-nucleotide messenger RNA. Its product is annotated as rabankyrin-5-like. The transcript has 20 exons. The record is from RefSeq and is a predicted model, not a curated record. The annotation marks the transcript as partial. NCBI's taxonomy places the organism in Eukaryota, Metazoa, Arthropoda, Merostomata, Xiphosura, Limulidae. Gene Ontology annotation, molecular function: NF-kappaB binding; small GTPase binding; metal ion binding. Gene Ontology annotation, biological process: retrograde transport, endosome to Golgi; Golgi to lysosome transport. Gene Ontology annotation, cellular component: nucleus; endosome membrane.